AUGACAGAAUCAGCCGACGCAGACGCUGCCGCCGCCAGGGCAUCAGAGCAGGCCCGCUUACGCAAGGAGCGUCGCGAGGCCAAGAUCAAGGCCGGCGGCAGCGCGCGUCUGAACAGGAUCACCGGCCUCGGCGGUGGAUUUCAGCGCGACCCCAUCCCGACAGCAACAGCGUCAGGAACAGACGCCACCACCGCCUCCCCCACGCCAGCAGCAGCAGCACCGACGGCAGACCACGCCGACCCGGACGAGGUCGACAUAUCCAGCCAGCACUUCCCUUCGCCUAGACGGCAGCAGCAACAACAACAGCCCUCUUCGGAAAUGUCAGAAGCCCAGCUCCGCCAGCUGAUGCUAGGCAUGGACGUGGGGCGCGGCGACGGCUCCCCAGCGCCGCCGAACCCAUUCGCCGCGAACCCCUUCCUCAACCCCGGCGUGGGCGGCGGCCAGCCAGGCGGUCCCGAAGACCCCAUGCUCAGGAUGCUCCAGCAGAUGAUGGGCGGGCAGAUGCCCGGCAGCGCGGGCGCAUUCCCCGGCAUGCCGGGCGCCGCCCCACAGCAGCAGCAGCAACAACAACCACCACCACUGGACACCUACUCCGCCGCGUGGCGCAUCCUGCACCUCGUCGUCGCGCUGGGGCUGGGCCUGUACAUCGCGCUGACCGGCUCGUUCGUGGGGACGCUCGAGGCGCGGGACGCGGCACGCUUGGCGUCCGACGCCGGCAUGUCGUCGGCGACGGACCUGGACGGCCAGAGCAGGGACAGCCGGGCGCGCUUCUUUUACAUGUUCGCCACGGCCGAGGCGGUGCUGCUGACGUCGCGCUUCUUCCUCGACCGGACCCGCGCCCUUCCCCCCGGCAUCCUCUGGACCGUCGCCGGCUUCCUGCCCCCGGGCCUGAAGCGCUACCUCGAGACGGCGCUGCGGUACGGCCAGGUGUUCACGACGGUCAGGUCCGACCUGCUGGUGUGCGUCUUUGUGCUGGGGGUUUGUCACUGGUGGAGGACCCAAGGGGGCGUUGGUGUUUGA
Messenger RNA from Pyricularia pennisetigena, 1020 nucleotides. RefSeq lists its product as uncharacterized. The transcript is spliced from 2 exons. Gene Ontology annotation, biological process: retrograde vesicle-mediated transport, Golgi to endoplasmic reticulum. Lineage: Eukaryota; Fungi; Ascomycota; Sordariomycetes; Magnaporthales; Pyriculariaceae. The record is from RefSeq and is a predicted model, not a curated record. The coding region runs from base 1 to 1020 and encodes 339 amino acids.